Molecule: messenger RNA, 2034 nt
Organism: Pseudocercospora fijiensis CIRAD86
Lineage: Eukaryota; Fungi; Ascomycota; Dothideomycetes; Mycosphaerellales; Mycosphaerellaceae
Exons: 1
Biological process (GO): DNA recombination; double-strand break repair via nonhomologous end joining; nucleotide-excision repair, DNA gap filling
Cellular component (GO): DNA ligase IV complex
Molecular function (GO): DNA ligase (ATP) activity; ATP binding; DNA binding
Source: RefSeq, a predicted model, not a curated record
AUGCCAUUCCCAUUUGCAGAAUUAUGCAACUUGCUUUCGCGCCUCGAGGACAUUGAGACGCACCAUCCACCGCUGCUCCCCAAGGAAAGGCCGCCGCGACGGCGAGAUGUGGUCGAGAGAUGGUUCAAGUCCCAUCUACGACAAGUGAACGAGCUCAGCGUCGAAGGAUUGACGGCUCUGCUCUCGGCAGUACUCCCACAUUGGCGCAAUGAGCGUGUCUACGGCAUACAGGCCCCGAGUCUGUGCCGCAUCCUUGGCCGUGUUCUACGCUUGAAUGUAUCCGAGCUUCAGAUUUACCAAAAACCAGGCAAUGGCGAUCUUGCAGAAUGUCUCAUGCGAGUUCUUGAACGACGCGGUCCUGCUGCCAUUCCGCCUGUGACGCUUGAGGAAGUCGAUGAUAUGCUGCAAACUCUCGCAGGCAAUUGUCACUGGUCUGAUCCGUCUGUGCCGAGAUUACCUCCAGGCUCAUCAGAGAUGCGCGACCAGACAAUCGAGCGGAUACUUCUUCGCCUCAGUCCUAACGAAGGCAAGUGGCUCGUCCGAUUGAUUCUCAAAGACCUCCGUCCGAUUCACGUGGAAGACAGCCUCCUGCUCAAGAACUUUCACUUUCUUCUGCCGGAUCUUCUCCGCUUCCAUCAGAACUUCCAUGCUGCAGUAUCUAUGCUUCGGAAUGAGCUACGAGAACUGCCUGGUCGACCUGAUCCUCGAACUGAACAAGCCUAUCGCACAACAGCGGCCGAGAAACUUCGACCUGUUGUAGGCACGAAGAUCAGUCGACCACAUUUCCACAAGGCCCAAAGCAUUGACUAUUGCUUGAAAAUGCUUGGCGGCAGGGAGUGGGUGGUUGAACGUAAAUACGAUGGUGAGUAUUGUGAGAUUCACGUCGAUCUUGGAAAAUCAUCCGAUCCAGCCAAAUGCAUCAAGAUCUUCUCCAAGAGCGGCAAAGACUCUACACACGAUCGAAAAGGGAUCAUAGAGACCCUCGUCCAGUCUUUGCGGCUUGGUCGGAAGGACUGCAAAAUCAAAAGACAAGCCAUUCUGCUCGGAGAACUGGUGGUCUUUUCUGACCAAGAAGAUCAAAUCAUGCCCUUCGACGAGAUUCGCAAGCACGUUGCAAGAUCUGGCAGAUAUCUUGGCACCGAACAGGACUCACUUCCGAAAGGCCACGAGCAUCUGGCACUUGUAUACUUUGACGUGCUAUUGUGGGAUGACGAGAUCGUAUUGAGAAGGUCCGUACAUGAAAGACGCAUGUGGCUGCGCGAGAUCUAUAAGAAGAUCCACGGAAGAGCUAUAGGCGCAGAGUGGAAGACCAUAGACUUCUCGAGUGAUCAAGCAAGACGAUGCUUGGCCGAGCAAUUCUCUGCAGCGAAUGCACGCCGUUGCGAAGGUCUGGUCCUGAAGCCAUGUGGUGUUCCUUAUUUCUCUUUAGUUAUGCAACCGGCAGACUAUAGAUGCAGCUACAUUAAGCUCAAGAAAGACUACAUAGCCGGGCUGGGCGAUGAAGAAGACAUGGCGGUGAUAGGUGCGAGUUUCGAUGCCCAGCUUGCACACACAGCACCAUCCAAAGGCUACAUCAAGUGGACGACAUUUCACCUUGGCUGCCUCACCAACAAGGCUGAAGUUGAGCAGCAUCAAGCCCGUCCGGUCUUCAAACAUGUUGGUGCGAUCGAUCAUGAGAAGUGUAUACCAAAGGCGGUUUUAGAGACAGCAAAUAUCCUUGGCAACUUGUCAGCGCAGCCAUAUUCUACAAAUCAAGCCCCCAGAGCGUUCGAUCUCGAAGCUGCGCGAGGAACAAAGAUGCAGGUUGUGUUCGACCAGCCUUUUGUGUUUGAGGUCUUAGGGUCAGGAUAUGAGAAGCCGUCAGAUUGCAACUUCUUGAUGCUCCGGCAUCCGAGGGUCAAGAAACUGCAUGAAGAUCGCACUUGGCUAGAUUGCGUCUCCUUCCGGGAAUUGCAGGACCAUGCCAAGGCUGCUAGAGAGCUGCCACCACAUUCUGAAUCACAAGAAACGAGAAUUUGGCUGGACAAAUUGGAG